Trichogramma pretiosum is the source of this 1744-nucleotide messenger RNA. RefSeq names its product troponin T, skeletal muscle-like. Gene Ontology annotation, molecular function: tropomyosin binding. NCBI's taxonomy places the organism in Eukaryota, Metazoa, Arthropoda, Insecta, Hymenoptera, Trichogrammatidae. The record is from RefSeq and is a predicted model, not a curated record. Gene Ontology annotation, cellular component: troponin complex. Gene Ontology annotation, biological process: muscle contraction; sarcomere organization; regulation of muscle contraction. The transcript has 14 exons. The coding region runs from base 263 to 1534 and encodes 423 amino acids.
AAGUAGCCCGAUGGAGCGAGCUCCGGGCGUGGAGGAGGAGAAGACGAAAACGUUAUACACGCAGUCCCGACUGCUGUGAGACUUUUUAUUGGGGUGGUGGCAAGUUCGACCUGUUAAGAAGCACUUGGAAGAGCUGCGAAGCGUCAGAGUCGCUGUCGAAGGGGACCUCACAUUACACGGCCAAACUCCAACACGAAAUCAUCGUAAACGCGAGCUCUUUUUCGUUUUAAAGCUCCAGAUCACACACUAAACCCCCGCAACCAUGUCGGACGAGGAACAAUAUACUAGCAGCGAAGAGGAAGUUGAAGAGGUCGAGGAGGAAGAGGAAGAAUCCGAAGUUGAAGAAGAAAAAGAGGCUGCAGUCGAAGAGGAAGUGAAGCAUAAGAAGAUCAUCGAGACUAGAGCGUCCCAGAAAGAAAACGAUGAUGGAGCUGAAUUUGUGCGGAUUCAGGAACAGAAGAGGGUGGACCUCGAUGAACAACUUAAGGACUACAUUUCCGAUUGGCGCAAACACAAACUUAAGGAAGAAGAAGAGCUCAAGAUCUUGAAGGAAAGACAAGCCAAGCGCAAAGUAACCCGCGCCGAGGAAGAAAAACGUCUUGCUCAAAAAAAGAAGGAAGAAGAAGAACGUCGCCUUCGCGAAAUCGAGGAGAAAAAACAGCGUGACAUCGAAGAAAAGAGACGACGUCUCGAAGAAUCUGAGAAAAAACGUCAAGCUAUGUUGCAAGCUUUGAAAGAUCAAACAAGCAAAAAAGGACCCAACUUCGUUAUCCAAAAGAAAAACCUCGAUGGCAAUUUGAGCUUGUCGCAGUUGGAACGCAACAAGACUAAAGAGCAACUUGAAGAGGAGAAGAGAAUAUCCUUAAGCAUCCGCAUCAAGCCCUUACCCGAACUCGAGUAUUUGGGUAUGGAAAAAUUGCGUUUAAAGGCUCAAGAACUAUGGGAUCAGAUUGUCAAGCUUGAAACUGAAAAGUACGACCUCGAAGAACGUGAAAAACGUCAAGACUACGACCUUAAAGAACUCAAGGAGAGGCAAAAGCAACAGUUGAGGCACAAGGCAUUGAAGAAAGGUUUGGACCCUGAAGCUUUAACUGGUAAACAUCCACCUAAGAUACAAUUGGCUUCCAAGUACGAACGCCGUGUUGAUAUUAGGUCUUAUGACGACAAAAAGAAACUUUUCGAUGGUGGUCUUACUGAAGCACUAGAACAAGCCAAGGAGAAAGCUUGGUCAUCGCAAACAGACCAAUUUUUACAACGUCAAAAGUCAAAUCUUCCUAAAUGGUUUGGCGAGAGGCCAGGUAAAAAGAAGGAUGAUCCAGAAUCUCCUGAAAAUGAAGAAGAUGCCAAAGCUGAUGAAUUAGAGGAGCCAAAGUAUGAUAGCGAAGAAGAAAAAGAGGAGAGCGAGGAAGAAGAAGUUAGCGAAAAGGAGGAAUCAGAGGAAGAAGAAGAAGAAGAAGAGGAAGAAGAGGAGGAGGAGGAAGAAGAGGAAGAGGAGGAGGAAGAGGAAGAAGAAGAGGAGGAGGAAGAAGAGUAAUACUGUUGAUCACUGCCAAUACCAAAGAUUUAUACUAAAUUUAACAUCUAUAUAUCAGCAGCUAUCAUCGUCUUCCUUGAAAUACGUAAUGUUAAAAAAUGUAAAUCGAAAAAUGUUACAAAACUAUUUGAUGAACUAUUAUACGUUUUAUUUGUUAAAAAUUUUUUCUGAAAAAUUUAUUACACAAUAAAAAGGACGCUUUUAUCAGAA